GGCUAGUGGGGAUUAACAUCUGCCGCACAUCUGCUCCAAAGCUAAGCUAAGUUGAUCAGAGAGAGAGGGGAUUUAACGAAGGCUAUAUAAAGAGGAGUGAUAUCUGGAUGAAUCACUCAGCAAAAAUUCUCUGACGAGGACUAUUGUACCGCAUUUGUUGACGCCAUGGCUCGCACCAAGCAGACUGCUCGUAAAUCGACUGGAGGAAAAGCUCCUCGCAAACAACUGGCCACUAAGGCAGCUCGUAAAAGUGCCCCAGCAACUGGCGGAGUGAAGAAACCUCAUCGUUACAGGCCUGGAACUGUCGCUCUCCGAGAAAUCCGUCGGUACCAAAAGAGCACCGAAUUGUUGAUCAGAAAAUUACCGUUUCAACGAUUGGUUCGUGAAAUCGCUCAAGAUUUCAAGACGGAUCUCCGUUUCCAAAGCUCUGCCGUGAUGGCUCUUCAGGAAGCCAGCGAAGCUUACUUGGUCGGUCUGUUUGAAGAUACAAACCUUUGCGCUAUUCACGCUAAGCGUGUGACCAUCAUGCCGAAGGACAUCCAAUUGGCACGUCGCAUUCGUGGAGAACGCGCUUAAAUUCUUUUUUUUAUUAUAUUAACAUACGGCCCUUCUCAGGGCCACCAAAUGUUUCUACGAAGGAAACUCCCGAUUCACUGCAUUUGACCCUUCCUUAAAAACCCCUCACAUUAUUCUAUAACGGUAAUUG
Messenger RNA from Ceratina calcarata, 706 nucleotides. Its product is annotated as histone H3. Gene Ontology annotation, cellular component: nucleosome. The record is from RefSeq and is a predicted model, not a curated record. The transcript has a single exon. Gene Ontology annotation, molecular function: protein heterodimerization activity; structural constituent of chromatin; DNA binding. Bases 166 to 576 code for a protein of 136 amino acids. Lineage: Eukaryota; Metazoa; Arthropoda; Insecta; Hymenoptera; Apidae.